AAAAUCUUUCUUUAAAUUGCAUAAAUGUCUCUACUUACUAUAUACAAUCUCAUUCCAUACAAGUUAGCUCUCCCAUUUCUUCUUCCUAUAUAAAUAAAUCCAUUUUUAUGUUACAAGCUAAUCAUAUUCAUUAAUUAGUAUUCUUAAACCUUAAUUUGCUAUUUUUAAGUUUUUGAAAGGAAAAAAAAAAGACAAGCCAUGGCUGAUGGUAAUGAUAACAAUAAGAACGGAGUGAAUGGAGAAGAAAAGCUUCAAGAAGGCGGCGACGCGGCGGCGGAGGCGGCGGACUAUUGCUGCCGGUACUGCGAAAAGAGGUUUUGUAAUAAGCAGGCGUUGGGAGGCCACCAGAAUGCCCACCGGGUGGAGAGGGCGAUGGAGAAGACGGCGAAGAAAAGCGCCGCCGCCGCUGCCGCCGGAUUUUUGGAUUUUGGGUACUUUGGCGGCGGUGGCGUUGGCGACGCGUUUUCGUUCCCCGCUUCUCUGUCCCAUUUCCCCGGCUGCUCCGGCGGGCAGAUCACAUGGUACCAGGAACUGCUCAGCCGGCAGCGCGCCAUGUCGAAACCGUAUUCCCGGCCGCCGCGGCCGCCGCAUUCCGUGCUUCCGGCGGCGAUCCCGCCCAGGCGUCAUUAUACGCUUCCAUUUUCGGCGACGGAGAGCGGUCCCGCGUUUCCCGUGAUGCCUAGCCAGCAUUCAAAUUGUGCCCGGAGUUUGCCGCCGGCGAUGGAUGUCUCCGACGCACCCCCCGGCUUCCCCGGUAGCUCUCCGGUGACUCCCCGGCAUGGUUUUGUACUCAACUGUAAUAACCCCCCUAGGAAUCAAGAUGCCAAGGAUGUUGUAGAACUGGACUUGACUCUCAAACUUUGAUCACCAAACAUGUUUGAACCAUAUUGCUUUAAUUGUUGUCAUUAAUUAAUGAUUUAUAAACUUUGUAGUUUGAUUAUGGGCGUGUUUGGUAAUAGCGUUAGAGAAUAGCUUUAGAUAAUAUUUUCAAAACGCUAAUGCUAAAUGUUAUCCGUAGAUAAUAUUUUCAAAAAGAUAACGCUAAUAUCUAACGUUAUU
Messenger RNA from Cuscuta campestris, 1059 nucleotides. The record is from the annotation of a GenBank genome assembly. Lineage: Eukaryota; Viridiplantae; Streptophyta; Magnoliopsida; Solanales; Convolvulaceae.